Messenger RNA from Trichoderma reesei QM6a, 2232 nucleotides. RefSeq lists its product as uncharacterized. Gene Ontology annotation, molecular function: protein binding. NCBI's taxonomy places the organism in Eukaryota, Fungi, Ascomycota, Sordariomycetes, Hypocreales, Hypocreaceae. The transcript has 3 exons. The record is from RefSeq and is a predicted model, not a curated record. Bases 1 to 2232 code for a protein of 743 amino acids.
AUGCCCAACUCUCACCGGCACUUCCACCGUCACCGAGACAUUAUCGACGACAUCGAGAACAUCAUCAAUGGCGUCAAUCCCGACGACGAGCCUCAUCGACAGAGCCCCAAGGUUCAGGCCAACAAUGUCGAGAGAGAGCAGUCCACCGUGGUUCAGGUCGUCUACAAGACCAUGAAGCCGACCUUUUCUGGCCCAAUUGGUGGUUACGUGACCAUCCACUCGACACCCCCGGCCAAGGAGACUCCAAAGCCUGAACCUACCCCUAGCAAGAAGCCCGAGGUCAAGGAGACGCCCACCCCAAAGGAAUCCCCCAAGGAGACGCCCAAGCCAAGCCCGAAAGAGACGCCCAAGGAGACUCCCACUCCCAAGGAAUCCCCCAAGCCGACGCCGACCCCGAGCCAGGAAGCAAAGGCGCCCAAGGAGAGCUCUGCCGUGCCCAGCGCCAUUUCCUCUCCUCAGCAGAGCCCCUCCUCCUCCGUCGAUGAUCUCGCCAAGGCUACCGGUUCCCCCACGCACGGCUCGUCGCCGACAACGGUGGCUGUCGACGGCAAUCGAGCUCACAGCCCCUCUGCCUCGGCCACUCUGGACCCGGCCGCGGCGUCAUCCCCCAGCAGCGUCAGCGACUCCAGCUCCAGCUCCGGCACCAGCGCCGGCGCCAAGGCGGGAAUUGCCCUGGGUGUGCUUGGUGGUGUCCUCGUUCUGGGAUUGCUCAUCUUCUUCCUCGUCAGCCGCCGCAGAAAGCAGGCUGAGCGCGAAGAGCUUUCAGGUGACGAUGAAAAGGCCCAAGCGACGCCUCCUCCUGCUGCUCCUGCUCCUGCUCCUGCUCCUGCUCCUGCUCCUGCUCCUGCUCCUGCUCCUGCUGCUGCUGCCGUUCCUGCUGCUACGGCCGCCGGAGCUGCCGUCCACCACCAGCCAAUUGCGGUGGCUGAACCAAAGCCCGUUGCACGCGCACUUACUCCCGAGAUCUCUCCAGCACCGUCACCCGAGCCUCUCGAGCCUGUUGAACCUGUCGAGGAGAUGGUCCGUACAAACCCGAUUGCGCCGCGCAUCAGCCUCCGGCCCGCCUCCCAAUUCGGCUGGGACCUCGAGAAGCAGGCCGCCGCGGGAGCCGAGGCUGCCGCCGUCGGUGUUGCUGUGACUGGCAAUGCUGCGGAUCGACCCGACACCAGCCAGAGCAACAACCCUGCGAAUCCCUUUGGCCAGCAAGCCGAGCGUGUUCCCUCUCCUGUCCAGGACCCUCCCGCCGCUCGUCCCACGCCCACGUACAAGCCCUACUCGCCCACCGUCGCGUCCAUGAGCGACAAGGCGCCGACCCCGGAAGUGUCGAAGGCUGGAGAGGCUGCGGUGGCUACUGCGGCUGUGGCCACCACGGCCGCGGUCGUUGCUGCUGGAGCCGCGACGCUGACUCGCAAGACGUCAAUCCGAAACCAGAACUCCAAGGCUCCUGUUGACCUGACCGUGACCACCAACCUCGACACGGUUCCCCCAAGCCCCGUGGGUACCGACUACAGCGCCUCGUCAGCCUCUCCCGUCCCUGGCGCUGCGCCUUCGCCUGGUGCCGCCGCCAUUGCCGCGGCCGGUGGCCCUGCCAACUCGACUGUCCACCGCGUGCAACUGGAUUUCAAGCCCACUCUCGAGGACGAAUUGGAGCUCAAGGCCGGCGACCUGGUGCGCCUCCUCCACGAAUAUGACGAUGGCUGGGCGCUUGUCAUCCGUCUGGAUAGGUCCCGACAGGGUGUUGUCCCUCGCACGUGUCUAUCUACCCGUCCAGUGAAGCCUCGCCCGCCCCAGGGACGUCCUCCCGUCCCGGCAGCCGGCGGUCCCCCUCGCGGAACCAACUCUCCCACUGGCCAGCGACCGAUGACUCCCCAAGGCCAGCGCCCAAUGACGCCCCAGGGCAUGCGCGGUCCCAACGGCACUCCCAAUGGAGCUCCCAGGAUGGGACCUGGCCCCGGAUCGCGCCCCGCCUCGCCUGCCGGUCCGAGGAUGAACGCCAACGGAAGCCGACCGCAGUCGCCCAUGGGCCGCCCGAUGAGCCCCGGGCCAAAGUUCCAGGGACCUCCCACCAGCCGCCCCCAGAGCCCCAGCGGAAUGAGCCAACGCGGAAGCCCUCCGGUUUCCAGCCCAUUGAACCCCAACUCGUCGUCGCCCGCAUCGUCACCGACAGACUCUCCGUCGGGACCUUCAGCAGGGUCCAUCGGCAGGAAGCCUGUUCCCGGCCAGGCCUAUUGA